CCCCUCGCGCCCUCGCAUCAACCCCCAAACCGACUUGUGCCCGUCAACUGCAUCUUCCCAGCCCGGUGUGGGGACACACCGGCCAAGUCCCCGCCGUGUGUGGUGUGCAGAUGACAGCCGCUGGGCUUCCUUCCCCAAGCGGUCGCGGGCGGGCGGGCAGGAGGCAAAGUUUGUCGGAGAAUCGGGGUGACUUUGCUCGGGGACCCGCAUCUGCGCGAAUGCGCGGUGCCGCGGAGCGCGUCUCGCAGCAGCUCCGGGCUGGGGACCGGCUGUCCCUCGCUCCCGGAACCCCUUCAGGGGUGUGUUCUGGAAAAGUGGUGACAUGAGCUAGCGCUGGAGCGGCAGGAGGGAGCAGCUCGCACCCCUGCAGCCCAGGCGGGGAGGGCGCAGACCCCGCGGCGCUGCCCUGCGGCCGCGAUGAGGGAACAGCCCUCGUUUGCCUGGCGCUGAUACUCGAGGCUGUGGCGGUAGUGGAAUGCGAAAGCCAGGACGGAAUGGAAACAGGGCCAGAAGACCUCUACAGGAUGCCUGAGGCAAAUUCUCCCAGGCGAACUCCACAGAAUGUUCCCUACCAGGACCUGCCUCACCUGGUCAACGCGGACGGACAGUACCUCUUUUGUAGGUACUGGAAGCCCAGUGGCACACCCAAGGCCCUCAUCUUUGUGUCCCACGGCGCUGGGGAGCACUGCGGCCGUUAUGAUGAGCUGGCUCAGAUGUUGAAGGGGCUGGACAUGCUGGUGUUUGCCCAUGACCAUGUUGGCCAUGGGCAGAGCGAAGGAGAGAGGAUGGUGGUCUCGGACUUCCAAGUGUUUGUCAGAGAUGUGCUGCAGCAUGUGGACACCGUUCAGAAGGACUACCCUGGGGUCCCUGUCUUCCUCCUGGGCCACUCCAUGGGCGGUGCCAUCGUCAUCCUCGCUGCUGCAGAGAGACCAACCCACUUCUCUGGCAUGGUCCUGAUCUCGCCUCUGGUUCUUGCCAAUCCAGAAUCGGCAUCAACUUUCAAGAGCAGCUCGAAGAUCAUGAAGCGCCCUAUUGAAAAGACAGCUGAAGUGGCAGUGGCUUGGAUACCAUAUGCAUUCCACCUGUGGGUCCUCGCUGCCAAAGUGCUCAACCUUGUCCUGCCAAACAUGUCCUUGGGGCGCAUCGACUCCAGCGUGCUGUCCCGGAACAAGUCGGAGGUCGACCUGUACGACUCCGACCCACUCAUCUGCCGCGCAGGGGUGAAGGUGUGCUUUGGCAUACAGCUGCUGAACGCCGUCUCCAGGGUGGAGCGUGCGAUGCCCAAGUUGACGCUGCCGUUCCUGCUGCUGCAGGGUUCUGCUGACCGGCUGUGUGACAGCAAAGGUGCCUACCUGCUCAUGGAAUCGUCCCGGAGUCAGGACAAGACACUCAAGAUGUAUGAAGGUGCCUACCACGUCCUCCACAAGGAGCUUCCAGAAGUGACCAACUCUGUCCUCCAUGAAAUAAAUACGUGGGUCUCUCACAGGACAGCAGCAACAGGAGCCGGGUGCCCACCCUGAACGUACUGGCCAGGCAACCAGCUUGUGGUCUGGGGGAAGCAGGCAGAGGAGGGGCAGUGCCGGCUGGCU
Molecule: messenger RNA, 1589 nt
Organism: Peromyscus maniculatus bairdii (prairie deer mouse)
Lineage: Eukaryota; Metazoa; Chordata; Mammalia; Rodentia; Cricetidae
Gene: Mgll
Product: monoglyceride lipase
Source: RefSeq, a predicted model, not a curated record